AUUGUUAGAGAAUUUUUUUUGCCAUAUACACCAUUUUGGUGUUGAAGAUAUGCUUCUUGAGAUGGCCUAAAGAUUUCUCUUUUCUCCUCCAUGGAUGCACAAGUAGUAGGACGGCUUUCCUCUUCUUUUUCCCUCCAAUUCAGGUCAAAACAAGUUCCUUUUUCCGUCUCCGGCGACUCAAUUUCUCCUCAUAGAAGAAACUGCCCUUUCUCCAUUAAGGCUGAGAUGCGAAGUGGUAGCAACCGCAGCGGGAAAGAGUUCGACGAAGCCGCAUACGAGGCUGAACGGCUGAGGCUCGACGCGGCGGCGCGUCAGUCUAUGGCGGAGACCUCCGAGAGGGAAACCCGAAACGAGAGCGACCCGAAGGCGUGGAAAUGGGCCAUCCGGAAACGGAUAUGGGACUUGAUGGAAGCUCUGAACAUUGCCCAGUUCCCCAGACCCGUUCAUCAUCGGAUACCCAACUUCGUCGGCGCUUCUGUUGCGGCUAAAAAGGUGAGUGAAUUGGAUGUGUUCAAAGCGGCUAAUUGUGUGAAAGUGAACCCAGAUACACCACAGAAACAAGUGAGGUUUCUCACACUUAAUGGAAGAAAGAUACUAUUAACUCCACAGCCUCGUCUUAGGACUGGAUUUUUCUCCUUACUCGAACCUUCUCAGGCAUUAUUGAGUCCUGAUACUCUCAAAGAGGCUUGCACCUCUGCAGGUGUGGCUAAAUAUGGAAUGCCGAUUGGACUGGAUGAGAAGAUCAGAGUUGAUCUAAUUGUUAUUGGUUCUGUUGCUGUUGAUCCAACAACUGGUGCUCGACUUGGCAAGGGAGAGGGGUUUGCUGAGCUUGAAUAUGGCAUGCUACGUUACAUGGGUGCAAUUGAUGACUCAACACCUAUCGUCACAUCUGUACAUGACGAACAAUUGGUUGACGAUAUUCCUGUCGAAAAGCUAUUGAUCCACGACGUUCCAGUUGAUAUCAUAUGCACUCCAACCCAAGUCAUAUUCACAAAUACAACCAUCCCAAAGCCUCAAGGGAUUUAUUGGGAAGAGCUGUCUCCUGAAAAACUCAGUCAAAUCCUAAUACUAAGAGAGCUGAAGAGCAGAAUAGAACACGAGACAGGACAAAAGCUUCCAUGUGGUCCUUCCGAGAAGCUCCCCCCAACUGCUCGCCGGGGGAGACACUGAUGUCCCCUUGUAGGCUGUGGCUGGUGUGUAUUGUCAAAGCAUAAGAAUCUACUUGUUUGGAGUAACAUGUUUUCCGUACUACUAUAUUUUGUGGAUUAGUGAUACAGUUAACAAAAGGUUGUGGAAGAAUUCGAAUGUAUAGUCAAGAGUUCGUUCCAAUUAUUCUCUUAAUGAAGCAAAGUUUUGACGAGUUCACUAAUGACAUUGGGGUAUAUUUAUGGUCAUUCCUUACCUGUAUGAAUAUAUAAUUUCCUGCAUAUAUAAUUUUCCUUACCUGGAUGAUAUGGUAACUCUAUUUUAACUUACUGUAUGAAGUAUGAUUUCACAUUUUCACCAGAAAUGGCUGAGCCAAGGCCUUGGUUGCCUUCCCCGGUUCUCCGACCUAUACACGACUUGAUACUAUUAAUUCAUUGAAAGACAUGUGUCAAAGGGAAACUUUCAUCGCCCGAAAUCUAUUAUAUGCUUCGGAGUAUGGACUAAAGCCACCAAGAGAAUGGCGUGACUUUUAUUUGGAAAGUUUACACCCCUCCUAAAUUCUCCUUCCACUUAGUUGGCCCUUAUAAAUAGGCUUGUCAGUUUUGAUAAUCUUGACUAUUUAAAUUUGGAUAACACUUGUAUCUUUUGCAGAAUGGGCCGAAAAUGGUCACACACAUCUUUUUCCUUUGUCCUUUUAGUUGUAUGGUCUGAAGUGAAGUCUAGGAUUAGCUUGGUAUUGGUAGAAGCAUGACAAGACCUGCUAGCUUGAUAUAGUGGAUUCAGAAGUCUUGCAAAGGAGCUUUGAUCAAGUCAAAGGUUAUAAGGAUGGCGUUUUGCUGCACGAUGUACCGGAUCUGGAGAACAAGGAAUGCGACUCGCUAUGACGCCACGACUCUUAAAAAUUGGACAUAAUCGCCUAAGCCAAGAGCAUGAUCUAUAAAAUUUGUUUAGCCUUUUCUCCCAGAGUUGAUUGCUUUCUGAUUUUUGUUAAAAUUUUGGUCCCUUAACCCUUUUGUUUUCGAGCAAUUGUAGCUGGCUUUUGUUAGCUAUAUGUUUCUUUGAAUGUUAAUAUACAUUUUUGUUUAAUCAAAAGAAAUUGUUAUAUUUUGUCGAUUUA
Molecule: messenger RNA, 2263 nt
Organism: Cuscuta epithymum
Lineage: Eukaryota; Viridiplantae; Streptophyta; Magnoliopsida; Solanales; Convolvulaceae
Source: the annotation of a GenBank genome assembly